UCGCCGGUAACGUAACGUGAAGUAACGAUUUUUAUUCAUUCCUUAACCUCGCCGGUGGGAAGAAAAAAGAGCUUGUUUUCCAACUAUUAUAUGUUCGGUAUCUAAUUUAAGUCUUCAUCGUCCCCCGUCAAUGGCUGCCGAGGGACGGCCUCAAGCUUCAUCUUCUCUACCGCCGCGCAAAAUCAAUGUGCAGAAAUUCGCCGAAUCCAGAGCCGCCGAACUCGAGUCUCUGUACUCCACAGUUGCCAAUCGAGUCAAUAGCGAUUUCCGAUCACGAAGAAACAAGAGGAGGAGAACCACGGCGUUCGAUAAUCAAGUUGCAAAGAAGAGAUUCAGGAAGAGGCAGAAACUGAGUAAUGUCUCUGCUUCGAAGAAAGAAGAGAAGCAGGUUGCGGUACCUCGCCGCAUUCGUCGGAGGCAGGAACUUAAGAAGAAUCCUGAAAUCGGCUUCUCUACUUCAGGGGAUGGAACCAAAAGAUUAAGGACGCAUGUUUGGCACGCAAAACGUUUCACCAUGACAAAGUUGUGGGGUUUUCACCUUCCUCUUGGUUUGCAUGGCAGAGGGAGGGGUUCUCGGGCUCUGCUGAAGUGGUUUAAAGAAGGAGUGUUGAUUCAUGACGCAAGCUAUCAUGUUGCUGUCCAGUUGGAAGGACCAGAGGAUUCAUUGAUGGCGGUAUUACAGAUGGUUCUGACCCCUUCGCCACCAGCCCUAUCUGAAAAUGCGUCUCGUUCAAUUCUUUCUGGUCUUACUUAUAGAACUGCUAUGCUUCAUCAUGUUGGAGCACCUCAUUCACAGCCAAUAGCUCCUGUGACCUAUAUGUGGCAACCUCACGAGACUGAUACACAGGGUGAUGGUAAUAGCCAUAAUUCUGUCGAAUGUAAUGAGUCAGAUCAAUCUGAGUGUCAUUUGUGCUUUCGUCAGCUUUGGCUCUGGAUUCAUGCCUCGGCUUUUAGUGAGGGAUAUGAUGCUCUGAAGUUUGCUUGUGAAAAACAGAUGAAUGAGAGGGGGAUUGUGAUUAAUUGUUUUUCACGUGAAGGGCAACUUGCAAAAUUGGAGUUAAUUGGACCAAAGGCAUUUCAGCUGCUUAAGAAAACAUUUCAUCCUGUUAAUAGCAAUUCAGAGGAUUCUUGGCAAUUGCAAAAAUGUUCUGUUGCGAAGGUUGAUAAUGAUUCUGCAGUUAAGAGCUUCUUUGUACCUGAAAAUGAGGAAGAUGUCCAGUCUUGUGCAGUUUUAUCUUUUACUGUCAAGGAUCCUCGUUCCUUUCUAGAUAAAAUAACUGGAGGUGUUCCUGGACCAGCUUCAACCAGUGAAAUACGGGUAGUUGAAUCCAAAAGACAUGCUACUGUAACUGGAAUUUCUGACAAAAAUGAAGAGUUAGUAUCAAUCGCAUGGCAAGAACCUACAAUAAGCUACGGUUCAUCCAAUGAGAAGAAUUUAUGGGAUGCUAGCAGUGGAAUAAGUCCCCCAGAGGAGGAACAUGUAGUUUGUAUGGAGAGGCACCAACAGCGGAUGGAUAUGUUCUGCCUUGAUAAUUCAAAAUUAGGGACACUGAAGACUUCAAACAAGGUGCAUUGCUCAAGAUCUUGCCCUAUCGUGAUUCUGAAAAACAAUAACCAAAAGAACUUGUGUUCACGAUGGUCUGUUAUACUCCCUUUAAGUUGGGUCAGAGUCUUCUGGCUUUUUCUUGUCUCCAAAGGAGCCCGCACAAUUGGUCAGAGGGAGAAACGCUGGAUUGCUUGUGAAAUUGGGUUGCCACAUUUUCCUUCAGAUUUCCCUGAUUGCAAUGCAUACUUAUCCCUUAAGGAAAUUGAAGCUGCUGCCUUUAUGCAAAAUGCAGAAAAGCAUCCUCCUGCUGUUCGACCUUUAAGAGUUCCCAUUCCAUCCCCAUGGAAUGUUGUCCGUACUGCUUUUGACAAAGUAUCCAUCAGAUUACAAGACACUCAAAUUUCUUGUGAGGAAAAUAGGUUUGAUGGGGAUUCAUUUACAGGAUUGAGUUAUGAAAAACGUGAUGCAGCAUGUAGUCUUUCAUUUGAUGGAAUUAUAGCAAGGACAUCCAAUAGACUGAACAACUUCUUGAACAGCAUCUAUGCUGAUCAAUUGCUUUUAUUUCCCCAUGUUUCUAACAGAAACAAUAGUCUUUUGAAGUUUAUGAAAGAUGAAAGCUUGCUUAGCAAGAACACUGAUGAGAUUAGACAAAUAAGUCAAAAUUGCAAGCUUUGUUUUUUGAGAGUUCAUCUCCAUGCAUACAAGGAGGGUGUCUUUGAAGAGGGAGCAGUAGUAUGUGCCCCCUGUCUCAAUGAUAUAUCUUUGUGGACUUCAAGCUCAGGAUGCAAUGAGGGUAGACUCAAAAUGUCUCAGUCCUCUGUGAGCUCAUACUUUAAAGAGCAAUCUUCUGGUGAGUGGGAACUCCAGCAAUCCGAGGAUCCUACUUCUAGAGAAUCUUAUAGGUGGCCAAUCGGUUUCGUGACAACUGGAUUUGUUAGAGGGUGCAAAAAUCUAGUGGCAGAGGCAUUUUGUGAGGCAGCCUUGCUUGCUCGUCUAAGAGAGGAACAGUGGAAAGGGAUGCAGGUCAAGCAGAGGAGGAAAGAGAUAUAUGUCCUUGUUAGAAACCUUAGAUCAUCUGCAUACAGACUUGCUUUGGCUACCAUUGUCCUUGAACAACAGGAAUACGAUGUUGAGUUCAUGUGAAAUACAGCCUACUGUUGAUUAUUAGUACAUGGUAGCAGGAAAAGAGUUAGUAAAUCGAUUAAUUUAUUUAUAGUGAAGAACAGUAGGUUUAUUUCGGCCACGACAAAGACAAACAAUCCCCAGCAGUUCUUUUAUUUGACCCAAAUGCUGGUAUUGAAUGUGAAAGGUAAGAGCUUCUUCUGUAGUUCGACGGUUUUCAUGCCGGAAACAAUUUUGAUCAGUUAUUCAAGAUUCUUUUGUUCUAUGAUUUCUUCAGUUUUUAUGGCCAGAAAAGAAAAAUUAAUCUCUCUU
Rubroshorea leprosula is the source of this 2980-nucleotide messenger RNA. Lineage: Eukaryota; Viridiplantae; Streptophyta; Magnoliopsida; Malvales; Dipterocarpaceae. The record is from the annotation of a GenBank genome assembly.